GUGAAGAGUUACUAUGGCUCGUACUAAGCAGACCGCUCGCAAGUCCACCGGUGGCAAGGCCCCGCGCAAGCAACUGGCCACCAAGGCCGCUCGCAAGAGCGCUCCAGCCACCGGCGGCGUUAAGAAGCCCCACCGCUACCGUCCUGGCACCGUGGCUCUGCGUGAGAUCCGGCGCUACCAAAAGUCGACCGAGCUGCUGAUCCGCAAGCUGCCUUUCCAGCGCUUGGUACGUGAAAUCGCUCAGGACUUCAAGACCGACCUGCGUUUCCAGAGCUCGGCGGUCAUGGCCCUGCAGGAGGCCUGUGAGGCUUACCUUGUGGGUCUGUUUGAGGACACCAACCUAUGCAUUGUCUUAGUCAUGUCGGGCCGAGGCAAGGGCGGGAAGGGUCUGGGCAAAGGCGGCGCUAAGCGCCACCGCAAAGUUCUGCGCGACAAUAUCCAGGGCAUCACCAAGCCCGCCAUCCGCCGCCUGGCCCGGCGCGGAGGAGUGAAGCGCAUCUCCGGCCUCAUCUACGAGGAGACCCGCGGUGUGCUGAAGGUGUUCCUGGAGAACGUGAUCCGCGACGCCGUCACCUACACGGAGCACGCCAAGCGCAAGACCGUCACCGCCAUGGACGUAGUUUACGCGCUCAAGCGCCAGGGCCGUACUCUCUAUGGCUUCGGUGGCUAAGGUGCUCAGAAGCAAACAUCCCUAAAGGUCCUUUUCAGGGCCACUACA
Rattus rattus (black rat) is the source of this 718-nucleotide messenger RNA. RefSeq names its product histone H3.1-like. Gene Ontology annotation, cellular component: nucleosome. Bases 14 to 670 code for a protein of 218 amino acids. The record is from RefSeq and is a predicted model, not a curated record. Gene Ontology annotation, molecular function: DNA binding; protein heterodimerization activity; structural constituent of chromatin. Lineage: Eukaryota; Metazoa; Chordata; Mammalia; Rodentia; Muridae. The transcript has 3 exons.